Owenia fusiformis is the source of this 1660-nucleotide messenger RNA. Lineage: Eukaryota; Metazoa; Annelida; Polychaeta; Sabellida; Oweniidae. The record is from the annotation of a GenBank genome assembly.
CUAGUUAUGAUUUGGUAAUUUUUAGACAUUCUGUAUAGAUUCAUAUACAAAUAAAUAUUAUUAGAAUUAGUCUUGUCAUGAAAUUUGAAUAUACCUAGAGAUCGCCGAUGUAAACAAAUCGAGCACGAAACGAUGUCCAAUAAACCGUUGUUUACUACAAAUCUAUGCACUAUUCAAAGACAAAACUCAUGCUGAUGUAAAAUGAUGGUAUGGAGUAACUUUGCAUAACUUGAUUUUAACUUUUUAUGAGAUGCAGAGCUUGCAACAAUCGUUGAAAUGUGAAGAUGAGGACGAGGUCGGCGAAGAAAAUGGAGUUCUGUUUUGGGUGAACAAAUCAGGAUUCCCAAUUGAUGAAAAGACAUGGGAACGAAUGUGGAAUCAUGUAUCUAAAAUACAUCCUGGUGGAAUGGAUAUGGUGUACGAUAUCAAAUCCAAGCUUGUUUUACCAGAGGUAGCCAGUGCUUCUGCUCCAAUGAACUUACCUGCAAGCAUCCCUGUCUGUGAGAAGAUGGAGGUCAUCCAGAAAUACAUGAGCCAGCUACAAUACAAUCACACAGGAACCCAAUUCUUUGAAAUCAGGAAGAACCGGCCAAUAUCAGGACUAAUGGAAUCAGCCAGAGACAUGAUAAAGGAAUCUCUGCCCAUAAAAUGCCUCGAAGCUGUCAUACUAGGAAUAUACCUCACAAAUGGAAUUCCAGGGACCGAACGAUUUCCAAUAAGUUUUAAGACAUCAUUUAUGGGCAAUAUUCAUAGACACGUUGUACUUGGUGUUUACAAUGGUGGUAGAUAUGGUGCUCUUGGAAUGAGUAGGAGAGAUGAUCUAAUGAAUAAACCACUUAUCUAUAAGAGUUUGUCAGAGCUGAUUGUAGACUAUGAAGAUUCAUACACAAAAUACUGGCAUGAGAUUAAAAAAGUGAAGAUUGGUCUUCCUGUGUCACAUGAUCCACAUAGUUAUGAACAUAUAGAAUGGAGGCAUCUCAGCCUCAAUGUACCAAAACUGUCAAGGGAAGAAAUGUGUAAAGAACUAGACAGACAUGCAAGGGAAAUGAGAGUUAGGAGUAAGGUACCUGCAGGAGGGGUGCCAAUAUCUCCUACAAAAGUCAGCACCCAGCCAUCUAUAGCUGGCAUAAAGAAGAAUACAAGUAACAAGAAGAAACAUUCCAAGUCUGCCAAUGAGAAAUCCUCACCAAACAAACAAAACAAGGAUUUUACACUUCAACAAAACAAGGAUAUUACACUACAACAGAACAAGGAUGUUACACUACAACAAAACAAGGAUGUUACACUACAGCAAAACAAGGAUGUUACACUACAGCAAAAUAAGGAUGUUACACUACAACAAAACAAGGAUGUUACACUACAACAAAACAAGGAUGUUACACUACAGCAAAACAAGGAUGUUACACUACAACAAAACAAGGAGUCAAACCAUCUGAUGAAUUCUAGUCAAGUUAAUGAUAAUGAACCAAGUUCUAAAGACAAAGGUGCCAACAAUACAAUUACAAAUAAUUUGGAUGAAACAGACUCAGCCAAAUCUAAUAAUGAAUCUCAAGGAAAUGUUAAUACAGACACAUCAAAUAAUGACAUUUUGGAAACUCCCAUACAGGGAUCAGGUGAAGAAAGGACUACAAAUUCACAUGUCUAUCAAAUAAGAAUGUAA